Messenger RNA from Gavia stellata (red-throated loon), 2586 nucleotides. Its product is annotated as cytosolic phospholipase A2 epsilon-like. Gene Ontology annotation, molecular function: calcium ion binding; calcium-dependent phospholipid binding. Gene Ontology annotation, biological process: glycerophospholipid catabolic process. Gene Ontology annotation, cellular component: cytosol. The transcript has 21 exons. The record is from RefSeq and is a predicted model, not a curated record. NCBI's taxonomy places the organism in Eukaryota, Metazoa, Chordata, Aves, Gaviiformes, Gaviidae. Bases 1 to 2586 code for a protein of 861 amino acids.
AUGUCUCAGGAAGUGCUGCCCGUGGAGGUGCCAGAAACACUCUUUUAUAUGAAUCCAGGGAAAGCCAUGAUGCCAUCAAGUGCAAAAGCACUACAGGAUGAAGACUCAGACAUAGAUUCUUCGGAAGAUGGUGAACCGCAAGAAGAAAAUGAAGGAAGUACCGUACCAGACAAAGGUGAUUUCAAGAUAGAAUCCUCUCCCUGCUACCUACUGACUGUAAGGAUCAUCCGGAUGAGAAAUCUCCAGCGAGUUGACAUGUUAAGCGAGGCUGAUUGCUACGUGUCGUUGUGGCUGCCAACUGCAACAUGUGAAAGGUCCCGCACUAAAACUGUGAGAAACUCCAACAAUCCGGUGUGGAACGAAACCUUCUACUUCAGGAUCCAGAGUCAGGUCAAGAAUGUGCUGGAGCUGACAGUAUAUGAUGAGGAUUUUGCUACUCCAGAUGACCACCUUCUCUGUGCCCUCUUCGAUACCGCCAAACUUCCAAUUGAAAGAACUGUGCUCCUGUAUUUUAAGCCGAGCCCAAAGGCCAAGGAGGAGCUAGAGGUUGAAUUCAAAUUGGAGGCCGCUUCUGGUCCUCAUGAAGCCAUUGCUAGCAAUGGAGUCCUGGUGUGUCGUGAACUUUGCUGCUUGGAAGUUGAAGUGGCCGAGAAGAUGCAGCAAAAAUCAAAGAAAGAGCUUUCCCUCACUGUGAAGGGCUCCUUUGAGGGGACUCAGGAUAUCACGCUGGGCCCCGACGGAGUGGCCAGCCCAUCAGGUCCCACCAAGUUCCACUACAUCAAGUACGCGGAGCCAACGCUGGAUGUCAUGUUGCCAAAGAAGAGGCGCUACCACCCUUGGACCUGUAAGUACACUACAGAGACGGGCUCCCCAGUCGUGAUGCUGAAUUCUCUGCCCAUGGGAAGGAAAACAACCAUUGCAGAGGAGAAAAGAUUUGACUUGAAUGUGAGAGCACAAAGCUGUAAGUGUUCGUGCCACCAAGACCUGGACAUGCGCUUUGGGUUUGACUUAUGUUCAGAGGAGAUGGCUUUCCUGGGGAAAAGGAAGAGAUAUGUAGCAAGUGCCCUGAAAAGUGUUUUUCACCUACAACAGGAUCUGCAGGAUUAUGAAGUCCCCGUUGUGGCUAUCAUCACGACAGGUGGAGGACUGAAGUCAAUGACAGGACUAUACGGCAGCCUCAUGGGACUCAAGAAAUUAAAUCUCCUGGACUGUGUAACAUACAUCAGCGGGCUGUCCGGCACCACGUGGACCAUGGCCAAUUUAUACAGAGAUGCCUACUGGUCGCAGAAGGACCUAGACUCACAUAUUGGUGAAGCCCAGAAACAAGCAACCAAAUGCAAGAUGGGCUGUUUCUCUAUGGAUCGCAUGAAGUACUACAACAAGCAGCUUUGUCAGCGGAAAGAAGAGGGAUACAGGACAUCGUUUAUAGAUCUUUGGGGGCUCAUGAUUGAGUACUUACUGAAUGAUGGGAAAGACCCCCACAAACUUUCGGAGCAGCAAGAAGCACUGUGUGACGGCCAGAACCCACUGCCCAUCUAUGUGUCCGUCAGUGUCCGGGACAACUACAGCACCAAUGAUUUCAAAGAGUGGGUGGAGUUCACCCCCUACGAGGUGGGACUUCUGAAGUACGGCGCGUUCGUUCGCACAGAGCAUUUUGGAAGCGAGUUCUUCAUGGGGCGCUUGUUAAAAAAACUCCCCGAAUCCCGGAUCUGCUACCUUCAAGGUAUGUGGAGCAGUAUAUUUUCUGUGAACCUGUUACAAAUAUGGGGACUGUCCCACAGUUCAGAGGACUUCUGGAAGAGAUGGACACAAGACAGAAUAGAAGAAGUUGAUGAAGACCCGGUGUUGCCUACAAGACCCCACGAGCUGAGGACUCGCAUGUACACUCCUCCUGGUCCCCUCUCCAGUGCCCUUCGGGGAGCCUUGACUGACCGCUUCUCUGUGGCCCAGCACCACAAUUUCCUGAAGGGCUACCAGCUGCAUAACAACUACCUGGAGAACAAGCACUUCUGUCAGUGGAAAGACACUGUGUUAGACUCGCGUCCCAACCAGCUGAUGCAAAAUCCCAAUCACCUGGGCAUGAUAGACGCUGGAUUUUUCAUCAAUACCAGCAGUGCACCACUUUUAAGGCCACAGAGGGAAGUGGAUGUCAUCAUAUAUUUAAGUUAUACUACUGGAUCACAUACGUCGUCUCUAGAUAAGGCAUGCAAAUACUACUCAGAGCAGAAAAUCCCAUUCCCCAAAAUUUCUUUGACUGAUGAAGAUAAGAAAAAUCUGAAGGAGUGCUACAUCUUCCAAGAUUCAGAUUUGCCAGGAUGUCCGAUCGUGAUUUUUCUUCCCCUCGUGAAUGAUACCUUCCGAGAGUACAAAGCACCUGGUGUCAAGCGCUGUUGCUCUGAGAUGGAGGGAGGACAACUUGAUUUGACCAGUCGCUUUUCCCCCUACUGCAUGUUCUCGGUCAGGUAUACCGACGAGAAUUACCGCCGGCUGCUGAACCUCAGCGAAUACAACGUCCUCAACAACUCACAGAUGAUUAUGCAGGCCUUGCAGAUAGCGAUGCAAAGGAGAAGGCAAAACAUGUGCUAA